AUGCAUAAUUCUCAACAUUUUUGCAGGAAGCCUCUGGAAGUGCCCUUGUUACCUUCUUUAGAUUAUGAGAAGUUAAAGAAAGAUUUGGUGUAUGGUAAUGACCGCCUGAAAGCAUUGAUACUGCAAGCUUUGCGCUGGCGAUUUACUCGAUCCCAGCCAGGAGAGCAAAGGGACACAGUCUUACAAGCUUACAUAACAAAUGACUUAUGGGACUGCUACCAAAACAAGCAGAGAAGUGUCCUACAGUUGCUUCACUCCAAAAAUGAGAUAGUGAGACAAAACACAGCUCGCCUUAUCAAUGCUUUUGCAUCAUUAUCAGAUGGCCGGGUUUAUCUAAGUCAGAAUCCUUACUUACUGCACUCACUGGAGGCCACACUCAAGGCAGAGGAAAAAGAUUAUAUUACUAAGGAAAAUGUUCUGGGCUCUCUGCAGAAACUUAGCCUCAGGCGACCUAUGCAGUCAGCAAUGAUAAAGGAUGGUCUCAUCGACUGGCUUGUACAGGAGCUGGAAGACACUGAUCAUCUGUCUGACUACACAGUGACUUACUCUAUGGCCUUGCUUAUGAACCUCUGCUUACGUAGUGCGGGAAAGAAUGCGUGUGCCAAAAAUGCAAGCCAUGUUCUCAGAGUGCUGUCUGACUUGCUUGGUCAUGAAAACCAUGAGAUUCGUCCCUAUGUAAAUGGAGCUCUCUAUAGUGUCCUUGCUGUUAACUCGAUACGAGAGGAAGCAAGAGCGAUGGGAAUGCAAGAAAUUCUGAGGUGUUUCAUUAAGGAAGGGAACACAGAUAUGAACCGUCAAAUUGAGUUCAUUAUUAGACAACUCAACUCAGAAGAGAAGUUUGAUGAAGCAGCAGAAUCUGAUGAUGAGGAAGAGGCAGAUGAGGAGGAGGAGGAGGAAGAUGUCCUGGAAGCUAAUUUGGACAAGGAUGAAGCAAUUCAACCUCAAGUUGGGGAAUCCUUUGGGGAAAAACUACUUACAACAGAAUAUCUGGGAAUCAUGACUCAUACCCUUAAAGUAAAAAAGAGAAUGUUUUCUGGUAUACUACAGAGUGUUGAUGAACCAUUACAAAGACCGGUCACCCCCAGCCGUCAUCGAGCUGUGUAUACAAUGCCAGAGAGCGAAGUCUUACCCUUGAGUCCAUCAAGCAACUUUAGAAUUCAGAAAGCAUCUUUAAAUUCAACAUCAAGACCUCCUACUCGAUGUGGUAGCCGCCCUGCUACUGCUGACUACAGUGUGACAUCAGUGUCUGUAGAUACAGAGUCAUCUCAGGUCUUUUCACCAACAAGUCGAUCUGAGCAAAGAGGGCCUGUAUCUCCCGCUUCACCUCAGAUCCUGGAUUUGGGUAUGGAGAAAAAUAAUGGACACAGUAAUAGUAGAUCCUGGAUGCCACGCAGUCCUGAAGUUCCAAGUGUCAGCCCGCGAAAAGCCAAGACUCCUACUAUUGCGCCUCAGUUUUCCCAGUCUGGACCACAACAAACCAGUCGACCCAGCUCUGCUGGAUCCUCCACCCGCAGCAGACAGAGUAAGCUUUGA
Staurois parvus is the source of this 1533-nucleotide messenger RNA. The record is from the annotation of a GenBank genome assembly. Lineage: Eukaryota; Metazoa; Chordata; Amphibia; Anura; Ranidae.